AUGGGCGACUUCCUCAAUGGAAAUCGAUUCUCGGCAAAAGCUGGUUGGAAUGACUUUUUGGAACCGGAAGAUCCUGUAGAUUGGAAAGACUUGAGGUUGCAGGUUGAACAAGAUGAGUUGCCUUCAUGGAGAAAAGUGGUUGCAGAGCGACUGCAAGAAGUCCACUUUGUCCAGGCUUAUGAAACUUUAGCCGACCAACGGCUGCCUCCGUGCUUCCUGGGCAUCUUGUUUGCAGCCGCAGUUCGUUUUGGCCAUUGCAGCGAGGAGGAGGCAGAGAGUUGUACGGCUUCCGAGACGGAGCUUCUUUCGCAGGUCAUUCAAGAGAUCUUUCGCAGCACACGUUUGACUCUGGAGCUUCUGCUUGGCACCCGUUGGCCGGUCUUGGCUGCGCUGGAUAGCAUCAGGCUUCCCGCGUACUACGAUGAUCCCGAGCUGAGCUGCACAGAGAUUCAGGAGCCUGCCUUGGACUGGUUGCAGUUACGUCAAGCUUUGCAGGCACCUGACUGGUUUCAUGAGGCCAAACACCUCGUUUACCGGAGAAGCUUCCAGGCGAACUGGCUGGCCGGCAUGGAGGAGUGCACGUAUGGCUUUGCGCUGGUGUCCCUUUGGAAGCUGGCUGUUUGUGCGGAGACGCAGGCUGAAUGUGUCAACCAGUAUGCUGUGAUCAUUGACAACAUGUUUCGCGAACGUGACUGGCAAGAGAUUGCCUGCAAUUCGUGGGGUAUGUUUGGAUUUCUUGAUCGAAUUCGAGCUCCACUGAAGCGGCAUGAGUUCCGACUGGACUUCCUGCCCUCCGAGCUCCAGGGUGCUUUCCCGUUGCUGGAGAGACCGCUCUGGGGCGCUUCAGAACCAGGUGCAAAGAUGUCACCAUCCUUCUUGGGCGUCCUGAAGUCUGUCCUCGCGGGCAUACCAAAGCCGUAUGCCACCAACGGGGCAGAGGCGCGAGGCCUAGAGGCCAGGAACUUUCUGUACAUAACCAUGGUCUUCGGCCCUCGGUACGUGCCCUACAUCCAGCGCUUUGUGCACAGGGCUGAAGCAUUUGGCAUAUCAAACCUGGUGCUCUUUUGCCUGGAUGAUGCAGCUCUAGACACAUGCUUGUCUUUGGGCCGCGGAGACAGGUGUGUGCCUGGAACACCAUCAAUCCUCAACAAGUUCACGCUGCCUUUGAUAUAUUUGUGGCUAAACAUUGAUGUCUUUUGGCUAGAUUUUGACAUCUUCUUGCUGCAAGACCCGACUCCCUUCAUCCUGGGCGAAGCUCAAUGGAGGUCCGUUGAUCUUUUGGUCAGUGGCUCUUUCGCUGAUGACUGCAUUUGCAGUGGCCUGGUGUUCUUCAAAGCCACAAAGGUGGUUGCGGAGUGGCUGCUUCUUCUCCUUUCAUGGAUGUAUGAGCAUGUCUACACUCACGACCAGCAAGCAUUUAGCGCUUUCCUUGCUGGUCGCCCUGAUGAGGACAAUUCCACUUCACCAGAGUCCAUCUCUUCUUCAAAGCUCUUCAAGUUGUACUUGGAGCCCGUGGUGCCGCGCUGGGCCUUGUUGGACCCCGUGAACGAGUUUGUGUCUGCAAGAGUCUUGAACACCACUGGCUGGACUGGCACUAUGGAGAAGUUGGUGAUUUUCCACUUCCUUCAUGGAGACUCUGAGGUCAAUCGCGACCACACGGCCUACGGAUGGAAUGCGCACUCGGGCUUUGAUGGCGGGACCUCACUGCCUUUGCUGGAUGUGUUCUACAAUCAGAGCGAUGACCAGGUCUACCGUGAGCCACUCCGCCCAAAGCAAUUCAACAAGGUCCUGCAGCAGGCUCUACUUGCCUCUCGCAGAACAGAGCGACCAAAGGACAUGUUGCACUGUGGCGUGCUUCAGCUCAACCCAUAUUCGCCAGGCAGGCAAUCUGCCGAUGGUUGA
Durusdinium trenchii is the source of this 1902-nucleotide messenger RNA. The record is from the annotation of a GenBank genome assembly. Lineage: Eukaryota; Dinophyceae; Suessiales; Symbiodiniaceae.